UGGUAAUCCUGGGUGGGCAAUGUGAGUGUGGGGUGGGGGUGGGAGUUUAUUUCCUGAUACCACAAUCCUGCCCCUCCUCUGGAAAUGCUCAGGACUUUGUUUUACAGCUAUCAUUUUUGUCUACCCUUGCUUUCAAUAGACUUCACAACAACUCUCUGAAGAUCCAGAACAUAAGGGAGAGGCUUCAGGACUUUGGAGUGCAGUAGCAGACAGUUCAUUACCCACACACUCACGUGAGGUAUAUUUCCAUCACUGUGGAAAAUUGUGCCAGUGUCAUCUCUUCCUCCAGAUCUAAUAUUACAGUUUUUCAAGAAAAGCCAUGGCCUCAGCUGCUACCACCAAGAACAUGAAAGAGAUAGCCACCUGCUCCAUCUGCUUCAACCUGAUGACUCACCCGAUGAGCAUUAAGUGCGGACAUACCUUCUGCCAGUCAUGUAUAGAGGGCUUCUGUAAAAAGCUAAGCCAACGGCAAGAAGGGCUAAAUAUAUUUAACUGUCCUCUGUGCAGGGUCAGAUUUACUAAAAACAAUCUCUGGUACAACAGAGAUCUGGGAAAGAUAGUUGAAGUCAUCAAGAAGAUGGAGAAGAUGGACCAUGAGAUGCUGUGUGAGGAACAUGGAGAGAAGCUCCACCUGUUCUGUGAAGAGGAGGACCAGCUCAUCUGCUGGCGCUGUGAGAGGUCAGCGCAACACAAAGGGCAUGCCACAGCUCUUGUGGAAGACGUAUCCCAGGGCUACAAGGAAAAACUCCAGAGUGCUGUGACAAAAUUGCAUCAACUCCAAGAUGAAUGUAUGAGUUACAAACUGUUCAUGACAAUGAAAAUAAAUGAGUGGGAGAAACUGAUAGAGAUUCAGAGACAAAAAAUCAAGUCUGACUUCAAGAAUCUCCAGACAUUUCUGCAUGAGGAGGAGAAGUGUUGCCUCUGGAAGCUGGAGAAAGAAGAAGAGCAGAUGCUGAGGAGAACGAGGGACUGUAAGGCCAAUCUGGAGCAGAAGAGCAAUGAGCUUGAGAGCCAUAUCCUGAAACUGGAGGCAAAAUGUGAGGGUUCAGUCCAGAACUUGCUACAGGAUGUGAAACACACUUUAAGCAAGAGUUUGGCUGUGAAGGUGGAAACACCUGAGAACAUUGCCUUGGAGAGUCAUACUACCUGUAAUGUCUCUGAGCUGUACUUUGAUGUGAAGGAAACAUUAAGACGUUAUCAGGUCAGUGUGACUCUGGAUCCAAGUACUGCACAUUCUGACCUAUUUCUGUCUGAGGAUCGAAGACAAGUGACUAGUGGAUACUCCCAGGAGAAUCUCGAGGCUUCCUCCAAGAGAUUUACUGCCUUCCCCUGUGUCCUGGGCUCUGAGGGCUUCACCUCAGGAAGACACUUCUUUGAAGUGGAUGUUGGAGAAGGAACUGGUUGGGAUUUGGGAGUCUGUAGGGAAAAUGUGCAGAGAGGCACUGACAUGAAGCAGAAGCCUGAGUUUGGAUUCUGGACCAUCAGGCUGUGGAAAGAGAACAAGUAUGUAGCACUUACCUCUCCGCUGACUCCCCUUCAUCUGAGUGAGCAGCCUCUGGUUGUGGGAGUUUUUAUAGACUAUGAGGCCGGACUUGUAUCCUUUUACAACAUGAGUGCUGGCUGCCACAUCUUCACCUUCCCAAAGGCUUCCUUCUCUGAUACUCUCCUGCCCUUUUUCCAGGUUUAUCAGCAUUCUUCUUUGUUCCUGCCUCUUCCUGAUGUGUAAGGAAAGGAGCAAUGUC
This is a messenger RNA of Castor canadensis (American beaver), 1742 nucleotides long. RefSeq names its product E3 ubiquitin-protein ligase TRIM38. The record is from RefSeq and is a predicted model, not a curated record. Gene Ontology annotation, molecular function: protein binding; zinc ion binding. Lineage: Eukaryota; Metazoa; Chordata; Mammalia; Rodentia; Castoridae.